CCAGGCGCAGUGACGUCAGCAGGAUGUAAAAUCACUUCCCUGCGGCCUGCUCGCUCUUUUUCUGCGUCUCGUGCGCUUAGGACGGUCGGCCUUCUCUCUGUCUCUGGACAAGUUAACAACAAAGCAGCACAAUGAUCAUCUUCAAGUGCAUUUUGAGCGGUGAUGAGAUGUUCGCGGAUACCUUCAAAUACAAAGAAACCGACGACAAGGUCUUCUACAUGGUUUAUGGAAGCAUUGUCACCCGGAAUGAGCAAUUUGACGAUUCCUUAAUUGCGGCCAACGCUUCAGCUGAAGAGGCAGUGGAGUCCAACGACAGCGCGGUGUCCAGUGGCGUGGACAUCGUCCUCAACCACAAACUCAAAGAGACGAGUUUCCGCAAGGCAGAUUACGUGGCAUACCUCAAGUCUUACGUGAAAGCUAUUAGGGCCAAGCUGCUGGAGGAGAGCCCAGAGAAGGCGCAAGACUUUGAAGCCAGGGUCAAGGUGGGAGUUGGCAACAUCAUGAAAGACUUCAAAGACUAUCAGUUUUUCACAGGAGAAAACAUGGACGUCGAAGGCAUGGUGGGACUGCUGAACUACAAUGACGACGACAAACCAUACAUGCUUUUCUUCAAGGACGGUCUGCUUGCCGAGAAAGUCUAACUACCUGGAUCGCAUCUGCUGAACGCACCGCUGCUUCAAGGCAGACCUGAGGAGCAGAACUUUGCAUCGUGCCUGAACGGACACAUGAAAUCUUAUAUAUUCAUAUAAUGGCCCACAGUACUACAACUAAAUCUGGACGAAUCAAACAUGAUCACUGAAUCCAUUUUUUAACCUUUUGGCUUUUGCAGUGUCUAUUUUUUUUUUUUUUUUUUAUUCUCCCAGGUAUGGCCCAGUUCUUGUGGUAAAACUAAAGACAGGACGGUGAAUAAAGCUUCUGAUUCUGACUGAAGGCUGUUUUAGCAACAACUUAUACCGACAUCCUCUUCGUGUUUAUCGUUGCAUUAAAUACGAAUCCAUCUACAAUAAAACAAAAAAAAUACAACUGGUUUAUUUGAAAUAAAAUUAAGUACCACUA
Molecule: messenger RNA, 1056 nt
Organism: Mugil cephalus (flathead mullet)
Lineage: Eukaryota; Metazoa; Chordata; Actinopteri; Mugiliformes; Mugilidae
Gene: tpt1
Product: tumor protein, translationally-controlled 1
Exons: 6
Coding region: 132-641 (169 amino acids)
Cellular component (GO): cytoplasm
Molecular function (GO): calcium ion binding
Source: RefSeq, a predicted model, not a curated record